AUGGCAUACCUAGUAUGGUGUUGCAGUUCGAAUUGGUAUAUUGAGCUUCAAUUUCCUUCCUCCACACAUCCACACACUCAAGGCUUCAAUUUUAACUCUAGAGCAGGACCGACUGAAAUUUCGCUCUUAGAGCACAGUGCCAUCGAUUCAGUAUAUGGCGCUCGCAGCCCCUGCAAUAAAGCCCCUUGGUACGAUAUGGGGGAUCCAACUGAAUUUCUCCAUAGUGUACGUAUCAAGGACAAGCAUGAUGCGCGGCGUCGGAUUUGGUCUAAAUGUCUUUCACCCAGAGCAUUGCGCGAGUUUGAGGAGCGUGAAGUCACGUAUGUGGAUCUUAUGAUCACACAAAUAAGAAAGCGAGCGGGCGAACCUUUGAAUAUCACGCAUUGGAUCAACUUCUUCAUCUUUGAUGUGAUUGCUGAAUUUGCUUUCGGUCAGCCAUUUGGCAUGGUGGCCAGAGGUAUCUUGCGGCUCUCUCUCCAGUUCCUUGGCUUGGGAGAAUCCUUCUCAAACUUCCCGCACACAUUAGCGGUGCCUCACGAUUUAAAGCAUGGUGUACACAGCAGGUUCAGCGUUGACGUGAUUUACGUACUCUGUUACCAUAUUAUCGGGAAGGCCCAUUCUCCCCUUGUUCAUUCCAUUUUCCCCUCAUCUUCUUAUCUCUUCUCAUCCGAGACUACUGAUGGCAGGCAGGACUUCAUGUCUGUCUUAUUUGAGGAAGCGGAUAAGCAAAAUCAGACUACGGAGGCCAGGAGAUGGCUGUCCGGUGACUGUCACCUUGUUAUUGUAGCUGGAAGGUAG
Molecule: messenger RNA, 798 nt
Organism: Penicillium malachiteum
Lineage: Eukaryota; Fungi; Ascomycota; Eurotiomycetes; Eurotiales; Aspergillaceae
Exons: 3
Coding region: 1-798 (265 amino acids)
Molecular function (GO): oxidoreductase activity, acting on paired donors, with incorporation or reduction of molecular oxygen; iron ion binding; monooxygenase activity
Source: RefSeq, a predicted model, not a curated record